GUGCCACACCUUUUCGCUCGCUUCUCCCCGGAGCCGGUGAGCGAGGGCGAACGGAGCCUUCUGGAAAUCAGUAGUUGAGAAGGCGUCAGGUUGACGGUAGUGUUUCUUGGUAGAGCCGCGUCACAGGCUGGCCAGGAAUUGGCCGUGCACCGAGAAAAUUGACAACACAUACCCAAGCAACAAGUGUUAGUGUACGGACGCUAGUGGAAGAGCUCCCGGUGCCUUCUGCUAGUCUUGAUCCUCGGCAUCAUCGGAACUCGUCUGACUUGGGCGGGUGUUGCGAUUCCGGGGGAACUUUUAUAGUUUAUUAUCGCAUUUGUGAUAGAACUCUUACUUUUUAGAAAUCGACAUGGUUGCCCUUCGAGAAAGAGGUGUGAGCCCGAGCAUGGCCAUUGACGCUGGUGGUGUGUGGCUCAACCCAGCUGCCCGUCGGGGCACUCUUGCUACCUACAAGUUUCGUGUGCGUGAAGAACGCAAGAAGGUGAUUCGUAUCUCCAACGCCAAGUACCGCAAGAUUGAUGAUCAUGAAAGCGGAUUGCGACGGUUCGUGCUGAUCAGGAACACACUGAGACGCCUGCAGCGUGAAGCGAGAGAGGAGAAGUUGGCUCGGCACCGUGCCCUGGCUGCUAAUGUGUCGCCCUCUUACCUGUCUGCCUCCCGCCCCCGUUCUCCAUCUCCUCCAUGUGACAUGCAGGUGUCCGAUGUCCUCAGCGUUUACGGCCAGCCAACCCCCGCCCCCAUCUCUGCCCUUGACGAGGAUGACCCCAUGCCCGCACCAAAACGGCCCAGGCUCUUCCUCGACGAUGACAAAGAGAACGACGGCAUGUCCUGUGAAUCUCGCCUGGAGUGUGACCUGGAACGGAAGGACGACUCGAGGAUGAUAGUGGACGACACCCAGGAAAUCCUUCGGGACCUCUAUGAAACCUAUACCGGCGAGUCUUUGAGCCAGACCACCACAUCCUCCAGACCGGGAACGCCCUCUCCCCCGCGCCCCGACACUCCUUACACUGCCUCUUACUCGUGCACUUUGCCCUCCACGACGCCCUCGCUGGCUACCACAAAUACUAACAACAGUAGUAAUAACAACAGUAACGGCUUCAAUAAUAACACCACCUCUGGCAGCAUAAGCAACACCGGAAGCGGGGGCGGCAGCAACAGUAGCACGACCCUCAGUAGCUACCACGACUGGUCACGACCCCAGCAGCAGCAGCAGUACGCCUGCGGACACGCCUCCCUCCUGGGCAACGACCUCCAGUCCGUAGUUUUCCACAGCCUAAUCGCAUCUUUGGAGUCGUAACGCGAAAACGACGCUGUUGGCUGUGAAUGAAUUUCGCUCCAACAGCAGCAGCAGAAGUAGGUGUAGCGGCUGUCCCAUUCUCCAUUUUAUUUUUAUUUUUAUAUUUUUAUCUUGAAGAAUUACGGCUGCUGGCCUCCUUUGCCAUGCCAAAGAGGUGCGAUCUUCGUGUCCGUCGGGUGGAUCACGCUCAAGGGUGCUUGCCUGCCCCUCGGUCGCAUGAUUUCAUCGAGUGUUCUCAUCUGUGAUCGAUUUGAUUAUUAUAUAUAUAUAUAAUAUUAAAACCACGCAACCCUCAUUCUCCGGUAGUGCCUGUGUACCUGUCAUCGUGUGAUGGUAUACCGCCCUUUGCCUUGUACAAGAUUUGAGAUAUUGUUGACUCUCGUGGGGUGAAGACAGCUGGACGGGGUGGAGGCGAUGAAGACGAUGACGAUCUUCAGAUUCGUCGUCGUCGGUCGCCACCGACCUUCAGAGAUAAGUCACUCAUGGAAUUGCUACAUUUUUCUAUUGCGUAAAGAUAUAAUACCUGGGUGCUAUGAAUCUGUUGAAAAGAGAGCAACAGUUGUACCGUCAUUUGAAAGUAAAAGAAAUAUAUAUAUAUUAUAAAACAGUAUAUAUAAAUUUGUUUUUUUCGAGUAAAAUAGAUUUUUAAAAAGUACUAGAGGAAGGGUUUUGCCGUGGAUGUAUAAAAAAAAUAUAGGCUGUAAUAAGUCAUGUUCAUUUAUUCAUCUGCCAUUAUGUAAUAUAUUCUCAUUUAUCAUACCAACACCAUCGUCAUAAUCGCGUUCAUUGUCAUAGUUGUUCAUUGCCUUUCAUAUAUUACAUUUCAUUCUUCAUUGCCUCUUUCAUCAUUAUAUUACAUUUGUUCAAAUAUUCUCCUUCAAAAUCGCCACAGCAAUUUGAUAAUUGUUCUGUUAUGUUUAUGAUUUGAAUUUAUCUUCACGCCAACAAAUGAUUUCUUUCUCUCCCCACGGUGUACCAUUAAUUCCCCUUCUGGUAUAUUUUGAUCUCACAAAACUUAUCUAUAUUUAAGUACACACUUUUUGGAGUUAAGUAUGUGUUGUUGGUCAUUCGCUUUUUGUUUUCAUGUUUUUCCUCUGUCUAAUCAGGUGAUGUAUGGGUAGGACAUCUGUUCCUAAGCUGUUCAUGUUAUUGUCAAAUUCCUUAUUUUCUUUGUGAUUGAUGGCAUCCAGCUAUGCAUCUUGUCCUGUACUCGUUGGAUUGUAAUGUAUUCAAUAACGGGGUAUUAUUUUCUAGCUUGUUUUGCAACUAGAAGUUUACUACUUGGUCAUGGUUUAUUGGGUGUGCUGGGCAUUUUUUUCUAAGUGUUUUAGAACUAACAGGCAUUUUUGUGGUUCUAGUCUUUGAUUCUCUCCCAUUUACAAUUCUCUCUUCUGUUUGGUGUUUGCAGACUUUUUUUUUUUUUUUUUUGGGGGGGGGGGGGUUGUCAAGAAAAGAGACAAUGGAGGAACUUCGCUGUCAGUUGUGCGAGUCUUGUGGAUGGUAUACACUUUAGUGUAUUACCUAUUGGGUGCUGUUCUUGUUUUUUCGUUGAUUUAUGAUCCUUGCCUUCAUUAUUUUAAGAAAAUUGGUUUUCAUUGUUUUCGUGUCUUGUAAAUUUUUCCGAUUUACCGAGACUUUCGGUAUGUCACUAGUGAGAGAUUACUUCCAAUCGUACCUUUGUCACGUCCUGGAAUUAUUUUGUGCAUGAAUAUUUUUGCCUUCAAUUGAUGUCCGAAUUGAUUGUAGAUGAUGGUGCUAAUUCAUGUUUCAAGUCUGCAAAUUCAUCGCGAAAAAAAAUAUACUGGGUCUCUUCAGUUUUGCCCUGAAACUUCUUUUUAAAAACUUUGAAUAUCGUGGCGAUAUGUUUACCCACUCUACAAACUGUUUCUUCGAAGUUCGGAGGAAGUUUAUUUUUCUGCUUUUUUCUUUUCCACUCCCUUCCACAUACACACUCCUACUGAGUGCCAUCUUAUUCAUCGCAUAAAUAACUAUAGACUUAAUUUUACAGUUUUGUAUAUUGUACAAAUGUAUAAUGUAAAUUGUUAAUGAUUAAGAUAUCUUUGUAUUUAGUUUGUAAAACACAAAACUGUAUGUGCUUCUCCACAGGAGGUGGAGGAGCAUUUGGAGAGAAACAGACUAGUAGUUUGUAUUAUAAUGAUUGAUUGCUUUAGAUCAAGUUUCUGAGAGUUCGCAGCUCGUGCUGUCGGACGGGUGCCGCUGUAUAGACGUUUUUUUAUGAUUAGUGUUAAAAGAAGACAUGUAUAAUACUUGAACACUGUUACAUAGUAGAGAGGUUGUAUUAUUUAUUCUGAGUUCAUAGUGCUGUAUACAAAAGGUAUCAGAAUCGGCCGACAAGUGUUAUGAGUGACGACGAACCAGUGUGGGGCAUCUCAGCGGUUGACAAUACCACCACUUUGAUUGAUGUUUUUUUUUGUCUGGGAGGUACUGUGGCUGUGUUGACAGUCCUCUUUAGUGCUCAAAACUUCUUUUAAGAUUACCCUGUUCCACUCAUGAUUGUUCAUAAUUCAUUUGUCUUGAAAAUGUGUAUUUUUGUAUGAUUAUUCUCGUCUUUUAAUUUUGUGAUUAUCAGUAAGGGAUGUCAGCUGCUGAGUAUAGCCCUAAUAGAGUUCUCUCGUUUCUGAACGGCCACGUCACACAAAAAUCGUGUUUUGAGAAUGACACCCGCUGGCAGACUGUAAUUUGUCCAAUCAAAUUUUUGGGUUGUAUGGAAACUCAAGGUAAAAUAAUAGUGUUGUGCUCAUGUCAAUACGAGUAGUCUCACUUUUUAUUUUUUAUUUGCAAAUUGCCAGUAGCCUGUCGCUUCCAGUGACACACAAGUUCAUGUACAGUUGCUAUGAUGAUUCUCCAACGCAAUGAGUAAAGUAAUAUUGGUUGUUUCCGUAAGGCCUCACAUGACCGUCUGCAUAUGUUGUUUGCCUGGACAUGAUGUUAAGUCAUACGGUUGUAUUAAUUUUUUGUCUUUUACUCAAAGAGUUUGGGUUCACAUUUCUGUUGUCUUCCGUUCAAUUCUGUUUUGUCUGCAACUUAGGCAUGGUUUAUAUAUAUAUGUUUCUCAAAGCGACAGUCUUUUGCAGAAUAGUUCAUUUUUGUGCUUUUUGUACUAAACUUUUUUUUUUUUUUCCCCUAAGGGAGGCCAAGGCACUAGAGUGAGAAAUCACCACAACACAAUUUGUUGUCAUCUCUUUCUUACGGUUGCAAAUUCAGCCCGGAAUAAAUGUACAAAACGAAUAACUUAACCGCCAUGCUGGGCACCGAGAGAAAACCGCCCUAGUGUCCCCUUAUGGUAAGGGUCGGUUUGCAUGAACAUGUUACGUAGCCCAGUGGCCCUUUCCGCAGUUCGCAGACUGCGGCAGGAGGCCACAACCUUAACCAGCCGCUCUUUUCCAUCUUACGGUGGCCAUGUUUUAAAGUUGUAAAUGGCCGCUUAUGAGUACGGUUCCACUGUAUUUGAAUACUGUGUUUAAGUCAUUUUCCAGAGUAGAAUGGUGGUUGUAAAGUGCUUUACUGAUGUUUGUAAGGAGCUUGCUGUGAUUGGCAUUAAGUGGAGUAUUGUUGAUGUAAAAUUGUUAUUGCAUUUAUCCAAGCAAGCAAAGCUUUUUGUUUGUUUUUCGAGAGAGUUGGACGUGGACCGUACAAUUAUGCAGCUACCUCGUUUUCUUUUAUCAUAAGUCAUUUGCUUUGUUGACACUUCUAUUUUUCCCUAGUGUCGAAAUAUCGACCGUACUGACAUGUUUAUAUAUAUAUUGCUAGGAAGUUGCGCAACGUUUUACAAGAGAAGUAAGUAGUGAUGAAUUGAGCAACGCAAUAGGUAGUGUUCAGGCUAAGAGAUGACAUUGAAUAAAGUAAAAUAAAGAGGAUUUUGUUCCCCUGCCAAACACGAUGGUCAAAUGAUAAUGAAACUUGUUAUUAUUACAUUGUAUUUUGUGAGUUUUCCAAAUAUAAGUAUGAAAAGGAA
Molecule: messenger RNA, 5273 nt
Organism: Macrobrachium nipponense
Lineage: Eukaryota; Metazoa; Arthropoda; Malacostraca; Decapoda; Palaemonidae
Product: probable serine/threonine-protein kinase samkC
Exons: 3
Coding region: 350-1297 (315 amino acids)
Cellular component (GO): nucleus
Molecular function (GO): transcription regulator activity
Source: RefSeq, a predicted model, not a curated record